This is a messenger RNA of Bombyx mori (domestic silkworm), 4723 nucleotides long. RefSeq lists its product as uncharacterized. The record is from RefSeq and is a predicted model, not a curated record. Lineage: Eukaryota; Metazoa; Arthropoda; Insecta; Lepidoptera; Bombycidae. The coding region runs from base 156 to 2603 and encodes 815 amino acids. The transcript is spliced from 3 exons.
CUUCCUUUGCCUAUCUAGUGGCGGUGUCAAACAGCUUUCCCGCCACUAAACGUCGUCAAACAAAUGACAAGAAAUUACUCUUUUUUUCUUUUAAAAGUAAACAAUAUUAAUUAUUCGUGUGUUAGUUUGUGCAGACCAAUUGGAUAAUAUUGAAUAUGCCUUCAGAACGUAAGACAAGGAAACGAAAACAGUCCGUUACAGAGGAACGAUCAAACACACAAAAUGUUCAUAAAAGUCCGAAAACAAAUCCAACUAACAAUAUAACACUGACGAAAGAAAUGAGAAAAUUAAGACAAAUCAAAGCUAAGAAGGUAAUUGGUGAAGAGUGGAAAACCAAGGAGACCAUUAAAUCUUCUGAUAAACAAAAAAGUGGGACAGUGAGGAAAAAUAAACAAAAUGAAAAUCAGAAUAAAUUGCCACGACUUUCAACAGUGGUUUUGAAACAAGCGUCUCCAAACAAAAAAUCAGGAAAUGUUAAGCAAACUAUUAAACGGAAAAUUACGAAAGUAAAAAAAGAUGAAGCAACGUCAAGAAUAGGCUUACUAACUGUAAAUGUUACCCAACAAAAAAAACAAGCAAAGGGGAUUAAAUCUUGGUUAGAGCAGGCACCUAAAACUCGUAAUGCAAACAAAUCAACAAAAACUCUGGAAAAUUCAGCUAUAUAUUCAAACAAAAUUGGUAAUUUAAAUGCAGAAAAAGAUGCCACUGAAAAAGCUGAUGAUAUUUAUGAAUUUACUUACGAUCCUAAAGAAGAGCCACCACCAUUAAAAAAGAAAAAAACUGUCCGAAAGAAACCUAUUAAGCCCAAACCACCAAAAGCAUAUUUUUACAAUAACAACUAUGACAAAAAUGUGUCUAAAGCUUUGUGUACCUUAAAACGUGUGAUUGCAUCAAAAUCAAAGCAAAAUAAUGAACAAAGACACAUUACAGACAAUGAACAAACAGCAAAUAAUGAAGCAUGCAGGAAAAGUAUAGAAAAUACAAAUACUGUUCAUCCUUCACCACAUACAAAACAGCAAAUAACUAAUCUUCUGAACAACAAUUGUCAAAAAAAUAUGAAUAAAAAUCAACCUGAAGUUACUACUUUGGGUAAUACAAUCACAAAUAAGUCUGUUAGUAAUCAAAUUAAUACACCAGCACUUACAAACUAUAAUUCAAUGAGAAUUGAGGAUAUAGCAGCUGAUUUUGAGAUGAGCGAUGGUCACAAUGACUUAAAUUACUCUCCAGUCUAUUCUCCUGAGCAUCCAAAAAGUCCCAAUCAAAGAGAAUCAGGAAAUAGUGACAAUAAUUGCUUACCUACAGUAAACAGUAGGGAUCCCUUAAAUCUUCAAGAGGAAUUGAGUUUUUUUGAUGAUCAGCCAGUAGCUAACAGUAGCAUGAUCAAGUCCAUUAGAAAUCCUGCUCCAAGCCCAAGGGAUCCACUAGCAAGUCCAUGGAGAGUAGAAUUUGGUUGCUUACCAAUAAAAUGGCAAAUUAAUACAUAUAUAAAACCAAACAUGACUCCAGCUGUGGAAAGCUCAUUUAUAGCUGAAAAUACAAAACAACAUGUUUACACCAAUAUAGUGCCUCAAUCAAAUGAGAGCUUACCUCAGAUAUUUGAUAAAAAUACAAGUGCUAUGAAGCAGCCUAGCAUUAUAUCCUUUAUAAAAGAGAUGGCAGAAAAGAGUGCCAAAAAGAAACGCGGAAGAUCUGUGUCUCCAACAAAAGCAAACAGUCUAUUUGAAGAAACCAUAAAUUCACAUACAAAUAUGUGCCCUAGCGUCAACAUUAAUGCUGUAACGCCAACCAAAAAUACCGAGAUAAAUGUACAAAGUACACCACAAAGUAUAGAGGUUGUCUCAUCACCAUUAAAAACCAUAACAAAUUUAAGUAAUAAAGAAAACAGUAAUAGGAAUAAGGAGAAGGAAAAUAAACUGAAAGGAAAAUCAUCAAGAAAGCAAAAUAAAGAUAAAGAUAGAACAUAUUUUGGGUUUGAUGACACAGAUGAACAGGACCAAGAAAAUGUGUCUCCCAUUAAAGUAAUUCAAAAUAAUAGAGUGAAAGCUUUACGUCCAAGAUCUAGGGCCGUUCUUCAAGACAUCAAUUGUAUAAGAGGUACACUGAGAGCUGCAUUGCAUGCUAAAUCCAACACCAUAGCUAGCUCUGAUGCAGUGAAGAGAAGAAAUGCAGAAGAGUUGAAAUCAGCAGAAGAAGCUCCUGUGUUUUCAGAAAAGGGCACUGUAGAGAAUCCUCAGACUGUUGUGGAAGCAACUGAUGGUGGCAAUGAUGAUAAUGAAUCAGUACACUUAUUUGAAGAUUUUGAUGUUGUUCAUCAUCUGAAGCCACAGCGAAAAAGCUAUGGGAAACCCAAGAAAGUGAUGUUUUCUCGGACUUCUGUGUCUGGAGUUGACAAUGAACAUAGUGAUGAAGAAUAUGCCGAAAAUUAUGAAGAUGAUCUGGCUGAUUUGAACUUCUCUAUGGCAAUUAUUGAAGAAAAGAAAUCUAAAAAGAAGAAAAUUAAAAAACUUAGAUCCAGGAAAGAGGAAAAGGAGGCGGAUGAAUGGGCAGCCGCCUUUAACUCUAUGUGUGAAGACGUUGAUCAAUUCCCAUUGGUCGUCGAAUAAAUACUUAUAUGUUUCUAAAUCAUGACAUAUAGAUAUAAAAUAUUUAAAAUUAUGUACUAAUGAAUAGAAAUUAAGAUAUAUUUAAGAAACAAUUUUGUUUCAUCUAAAUUAAUGCUAUAAUUUUAAAUCUGGGAUUUUAAAAUUUUAAUUAAUUACUAACUAGACUUAAUUCGAUGUGGUCAUAAUUUUACUAUUUUAACAAAGUAUAGCUAUAAUUUUUGUGUAAUUUUACUAGCAUUACAACAGACGUAGCCGUUCAAAUAAAAAAAACUGUGGAUGACAGUUUUCUUAUUCUAAUCUGAGGCUCCAAUUUUUGUUUAUGAUGAAAUUGUUCACUGAAGAACCAAAUUGCUCUCUACAACACUGACAAUACUCACAUAAAUAAAAAAAUUGGAUACAGUAAUGUUAGAUCUCUUUUGACGUAUCUACUCAAUACUCAUUGUAUGCUCUCCGAAUAAGAAUAACAUUGUCACAACCUUUUUCCAUGUCAUUUUCAAAAUAAUUUAUAAUUAAGUUAAUAUUAUUUAAAAUAGAUUUUUUCACUGUAGGCAAAUAAGUAAAAAACUCAUACUCUACUGAAGGUAAGUAGUCACCAUCGGCCAUGGACAUAAGCAAGCACAGUGAAGUCACUCAUUUUUUUAUAUUUUUUAUAUCGUAAUUAUCAUAUUUUAUUAUAAAAAGUACCUGUGAAAUGACAUAUUUGAUAGUUAAGCUAAAGAUUAUUGAAAAUCUCAAUAUUUCUAUUCUUAUAGUUUUAACACAAAACAUACCGAGAGGUGAAAAGUUAUUUGGUUCAAGCGACAUUUUUCUUUGUAAUUAAAGGUCUGUUUUAUUUGUUACUAGCGACCCGGUCUCGCUUCGCUUCGGACAUAUUAAAUUUUAUUAUUAAUAGCGAUUAUUGUCGUACAGCGGGUGACGCCGCGGGGCGAAGCUAGUCUAAAAAAGUAUCCUAAGUUACUUCUUAUAUUAUCAGCUACCUAUUAGUGAAAGUCCCGUCAAGAUCGGUCCAGCCGUUCCAGAGAUUAAGCGGAACAAACAGACAGACAGACAAAAAUUGUAAAAAAUGUUAUUUUGGUGUAUGCACCGUAUAAUUAUUUGCGUAAUUACUGGUGGUAGGACCUCUUGUGAGUCCGCACGGGUAGGUACCACCACCUUGCCUAUUCUGCCAUGAAGCAGUAAUGCGUUUCGGUUUGAAGGGUGGGGCAGCCGUUGUAACUAUACUUGAGACCUUAGAACUUAAAUCUCAAUGUGUGUGGCGCAUUGAUGUUUGUAGAUGUCUAUGGAUUCCAGUAACCACUUAACACCAGGUGGGCUGUGAGCUUGUCCACAUAUCAAGGCAUAAUAAUAUAUAUAUAUAUAUAUAUUCAUUAGUAAAAAGCGAUUAUUUCAAUAUUACAAACAGACACUCCAAUGUUAUUUAUAUGUAUUUUUAGUUUAGUAUCAACAAUUCAAUUUAAUUUACUCCAUUCAAAUAGCUGAAGAAGUUUUCUUGUUUUGAUAUUUUUUCCAAAGCUUAAACUUUGAAUGGUUCUCCUGUAAAGUUGCAAAAUGUCGCUUAAACCAAAUAGCCUUUGACCCAGCGAUAUAAUUAUACUAUCGCAAUUGUGUAUUAAUAUAUUUUUUCAAUUUUAUUCUCGAAUUACUUGUGUGUGAAUUUUGUAUUGUUUUUAUUUUAUAAUAAACACUAGCGACCCGCCCUCGCCUCGCUUCGGAAACUGUAAUUUAUUAUUGAUUUCUCCACUAUUUAAUGGAUGUUAUUAUACAUAUAAACCUUACUCUUCAAUCACUCUAUCUAUUAAAAAAACCGCAUCAAAAUCAGUUGCGUAGUUUUAGAGAUUUAAGCAUACAUAGGGAUAUAGGGACAGAGAAAGCGACUUUGUUUUAUACUAUGUAGUGAUUAUAGAAAAAAAAAAUCUAACACGCUUUACGGAAGAUGGUGCAGAUGCGACUUGUCAUGUGCGGGUAUUGAUCUUUUAAAUUUUACAUAAUAGAUUUCACAUAUUUUCUAAAUAAAACAUCAUGAAUGUAAAUAAAAACAAAUUAUGUUAAGACACAACUGGUUGUAAUUUAAUUUUAUAGUAUGUAUGUAAUUUUAACGAAUUAUAAAUCAUUUUAUUUAA